Rhinolophus ferrumequinum (greater horseshoe bat) is the source of this 557-nucleotide messenger RNA. It is a transcript of the gene RPS20, whose product is annotated as ribosomal protein S20. The record is from RefSeq and is a predicted model, not a curated record. Gene Ontology annotation, cellular component: ribosome; cytosolic small ribosomal subunit. Bases 159 to 518 code for a protein of 119 amino acids. Gene Ontology annotation, molecular function: RNA binding; structural constituent of ribosome. Lineage: Eukaryota; Metazoa; Chordata; Mammalia; Chiroptera; Rhinolophidae. Gene Ontology annotation, biological process: translation. The transcript has 4 exons.
GCGGAGCUAUAUAAGCGCCACGCAGCCGGUCCUCCUUUCUCUUUGAGGAAGGCGCGGUCGUGGUUCGAUCGUCGUUCGUUUUCGCCCGCUCCUGCUCCUGACUCACCGCUGUUCGCUCUCGCGGAGGAACAAGUCGGUCAGGAAGCCGCGCCGCAACCAUGGCUUUUAAAGAUACCGGCAAGACACCCGUGGAACCAGAGGUGGCGAUUCACCGAAUUAGAAUUACUCUAACCAGCCGCAACGUAAAAUCCUUGGAGAAGGUGUGUGCUGACUUGAUCAGAGGCGCAAAGGAAAAAAAUCUCAAAGUAAAAGGACCAGUUCGGAUGCCCACCAAGACUCUGAGAAUCACUACAAGAAAAACUCCUUGUGGUGAAGGUUCUAAGACUUGGGAUCGCUUUCAGAUGAGGAUCCACAAGCGACUGAUUGACUUGCACAGUCCUUCUGAGAUUGUUAAGCAGAUUACUUCCAUCAGUAUUGAGCCAGGAGUCGAGGUUGAAGUCACCAUUGCAGAUGCUUAAGUCAAUCUUUUUAAUAAAUUGACUUUAUCAGUUGUUAAA